Molecule: messenger RNA, 18095 nt
Organism: Lymnaea stagnalis (great pond snail)
Lineage: Eukaryota; Metazoa; Mollusca; Gastropoda; Lymnaeidae
Source: the annotation of a GenBank genome assembly
AUUCUUCUAUAUCCGGAUAAACAUGGCGGACCCGAAAUAUGUUAAUCUACCUGGAAUCGUAUGUGUUAAAUUAAGGAUAAAUCUUUAAUUUGUUUUGAUACUUUUGAUAACAAUUUACGGACCUAAUUUUCUUGUUUGUCUUAUUUACAUUUUAAAUAAAUAUUUGCCUAAUUAGGCCUGAUCGAAUAGCCUAACUAAGAAAAGAUGAUGAUUUCUUCCAUCAAUUUGAAUCAAUAUUUAAUGGAAAAUUAAUCUAAUACAUUCAAUAAAUAAAUUAAUAUGAUUGUUGAUUUGAAUCAAUAAUUGUCAAUAUAGUGAAUGAUGCAAUAAUAGUUGCAGAAAUUGAUGAAUGAUAUAUUUUUAUAUUUAAUAGUUAAUUUACUAAGUAAGUAAGUAAGUAAGUAAGUCUUCUAACCAGUAACCUCGACCUCAGAUUAUAAUUAUUUGAUCACUUAAAUUUAAUUUUUGUAGGCCUAUCUGAUCUAUAAGUAUUAGUUAGCAAGAAUAAAUUGUUAGAAUCAGAGUAGACAAGUGACAAGUAGUAAUGACUACUCAGUAGAGAUAGGGCAGGCUUGGCUUAACUAUUGAAGGUAAAUUUUGAGGUAACGUUAUGAUUAUAUAUUAUAUGGGUUUUGCCAAGAGUUUUCUCACCCUAAGCGCAGUGACGUCACAUUGGGGUAUCCCAACACUGGACUUAGGGUGAAUAGAUCUAUUCUUUGAAGGACCCGAAUGAUGUGUUUUAGCAUUCCUGUUCUUUAUUGAGCAUUACUCGCGCCAUGAAUCAUGAACGAUACGAAUGAAGUAUAUUGAAACGAAAUUUUGCAUUAAUUUGUAUUAAAAUUCAACUUACACGUUUCUAAAGAAAGUAAAAAAGAAACACAUCCUUGCUGAUACCCCAAGACCCAACACCGGUGAAAAAAAAGACGCCCGCCAAAAUUGCUGUAUUUUGAUUAGUUGAAAAUACUCGUAUGUUGAAACUUAGGUAACAAAAGUAAGACUACUACUUAAAUUGCAUUUUGAAUGAUCUUCUAGGAACUGGGGAGGGGAGACCUCCCCAGUAUCCCUCCACAAUUUAACAAAAAAUUUAAAGCAAUAAAUAAUAACUUGCAUUAUGUAAAUUCAAACAUUGAAAUCUUUUAGUAUGGCGCUGUAGACGGAAAUGGACCUGGGGUAACCUCCAUGACCUAUAUACCAUGGAACACAUCGUUGGCCUUACCGCUAACUCAAAACCAGCCACUAUUGAAAUUGAUGCGCCUCGCCUAAUGUAUUUUAAAAUUUUAUGCGAUGGGUAUUAGAUUAGUAAGCAGAGCGAAUCCUAGUCAUAUUUUACUAUGGCCUAUAUGGAGUAUGGAUAGAGCGUAAUGCUUCUGUCCACAUAUUAGGAAUGAAUCAUAUAUUGUAGUCUUGUAGUGCCUUAAGCAGUGAUAAAAAAGAAAAUUAUUAUUAAUUAUAAAAAUGGCUGUGGCUAUUAAUGCCUUCAAUAGCUUCUAGAGAGCUAUUACUAUCGGUACUCCACUACCAGUAGCUUCUAGGAAGCAAUUGAAGUGGUAGUUUACUAUAAAAAAAGACCAUUUGGUGAUAUAUUGAUGUAGUGCAGUAUUGUCUAAGACCACGGCAUACUGCUCCAGCGUCUGCAACAAACGUUCGGCCUCACUGAUACCGUCCUGUGUUGGUUCCGAUCGUAUCUGACUAAUCGGGUCCAGUCAGUUAUUUCAAACGGCUUGACCUCGAAGAAAUCUAAUAUCGAAUUCGGAGUACCCCAGGGCUCGGUCCUAGGCCCAGUGCUUUUCACGAUAUACAUGCAGCCCCUGGGUGCAGAGAUCAGGCAGUUUGACAUGUUGUAUCACAUGUACGUGGACGAUACACAACUUCAUCAAUCCCUGAUUCCUUCUCAGUUCCCUCAGCUGCUCAGUAUGACACAGAAGACAAUGGGAAAACACUUCUGAGAGAGUUGCACUGGCUGCCGGUGCGUGUUCGCAUAGAGUACAAAAUCGCAACUUUGUGCUGACGCCUUAUGUACCCACUAGAGAGCUCCGCUCAUCCGAUAGAGGCAAACUCUCGACACCACGUGUUUGCCUUGAGACUUACGGAAAGCGCAUUCGCAUUUGCUGGUCCAACAAUUUGGAACGCCCUUCCUGUCGAUCUCAGAAACAACCAGACACUGGAGUCCUUUAAAACCGAUUUAAAGACACAUCUAUUUCGCAAACACCUUCUGGGAUGAUUGUCAACCUUAUUUCCCAGUCAAUGCAUAAUGGCUGUGUUGCUUAUGGUUGAAAUGGCUAGAAAGGCUUUGCCAUUGUAUGCUUGUAUUUAGAUUUUGUAGGGUUGCGUUUGUUUUAAAUGUGGUAAAUUAUAGAUUUGUUUUUUGUUGACUUUGUACCGCGCUUCGAGCCUUUGGGGAUGAAGCGUGUUUUUGAAAUGACCUUUAGUAUUAUUAUUAUUAUUGGUAAUCACUAUUUUUUUAAUGACAUCACUGAAAUCACUCUUAAGUAUGUACAUUGACAAAAACACGUUUGCCGACCAAAUUUAUUUUUUGUGUCUAGUCUCAUAAAUUCACUCCAACUCAGAUUUUCAAGACAUGAUACAAUUAUUUUUCUUUAUUUUUAUAUAAUUUAUUGUAUGUGUCACGGGUUAUGUUUUCAUCGGAUUCUAUGCAGUUUAAAACAUUGAUUCUGCAUAGCAUUAAAAAAAUAAAUAAAUAGUGAUCCCUAGACGUUAAAUUAAUUUUUAUUAUAUAUGAACAAUAUGCCGAAUGAUAUUAUUUAAUUGUACCCGAUAUAUACAAAUUUUGAUGCCUUUAUGAGUUAACGAGGGCUCAGUUGUGUAAAUAUCGUAUUUAUUGGCGUAUAACACGCACCAUUCGCGCCGCUAUGCGGUAUGUACUAUGGGUCCUUAACAUUAUAUCGGCGUAUAACACGCACACAUCAUUUGCCCCCUAUUUUCAGGGAGAAAAAGUGCAUGUUUUACGCUGAUAAAUACGGUAAUACUCAAUAGUCCUAAGUCCUAACUCCCAACGUAACCAUGUUCCUAACCAAAGAUAGGCCUAAUCACAUUAAUAUUCAUUACAGUUUCAUUUAACUAAAGUAACUAGAUUUUUUUCAUAUGUAGACUUUGUAUGCAGUAAAACUAUACUAUGGUAAUUAUAGGCAUAUUUAGACCUAAUUUUAAUCAUAAUAAUUAGCACAAAAUUUUUACAGCUGGAUUUUAUUGUUAGGGUACUUCACAUAUUACUUCGGCCUUGGCAAAAAAGAAGCUGGGUUACAUUUUUUCAGACUAUGAUCCCCUUGCUCCCAGUAUCAUACAUCUAUUUAUAUUAGGUCUAUAUUAAAAUUAUGUAGCAAUAAAGCCAAAUCUGAACACGAGGAAGACUAAAGCAGACAGUGUUUAAUCAGUACUGUAGAUUUUAUAAUUAGUGCAGAGUUGUUGUCACUAGUACGAACUAGUAAUAAAUGAAUGGGGCAAUAAUUUGCCAGCAUCAUUGAAAGCACGGUUUUCAACCGUGUACUACUUAACAGGAUGAAAAACGCUGUAGACCCUCUGUUGCGGGACGAACAAGCCGGCUUUCGCACCAACAGAUAGCGACACUGCGCAUCAUUCUAGAGCAGUCACUAGAGUGGAACUCGCCGCUCUAUGUCAACUUUGUUGACUAUGAAAAAGCCUUCGACAGUGUUGACAGGCAAACCCUGUGGAGAUUGCUAAGGCAUUACGGGGUGCCACAGAAGAUUACUGAUAUAAUCAGAAACAUGUACGAAGGGAUAAACUGCUGAGUUAUCCAUGGCCAGCAGUUGACAGAUGCUUUCCAGGUGAAGACUGGUGUGAGACAAGGUUGCUUGCUGUCACCAUUCCUCUUCCUGUUAGCCAUUGACUGGGUGAUGAAAACAUCUACACAGCAGAAAAGGAAUGGCAUCCAAUGGACCUUGUGGGAUCAACUGGAUGAUCUUGACUUUGCUGAUGAUCUUGCACUUCUUGCACAUACCCAACAACAGAUGCAGGAGAAAACAAACAUUGUCGCAGCCACUUCUGCUAGCAUGGGUCUCAACAUUCACAAAGGGAAGAGUAAAAUCCUCAAGGUUAAUGCCACCAGUACAUCACCCAUUAUGCUUGAAGGAGAAGCCCUUGAGGAGGUGGACAGUUUUGUUUACCUUGGCAGCAUGGUAGAUAAACAAGGUGGUACAGAUGCGGACGUCAAAAUAAGGAUAGGAAAAGCAAGAGCAGCCUUCCAACAACUCAAGAAUGUUUGGGUCUCUAACAACUUAGGCAGCAAGUUAAAAGUAAGGAUUUUUAACGCUAUGGUAAAACCUGUGCUGCUAUAUGGAGCCGAGACAUGGAGAACAACGGCCGUAAACCUGACCAGAAUCCAGUCCUUCAUCAACAACUGUCUAAGAAGGAUUCUCAGAAUUCACUGGCCAGACAAAAUCAGCAACCAGGAACUGUGGCAGCGGACAAAACAGAAGCCCAUUGAGGAAGAGAUUCUCCAGAAGCGGUGGAGGUGGAUUGGUCAUACACUAAGAAAACCUGCUUCUAACACAACAAAGCAAGCCCUGAAAUGGAACCCACAGGGUAAGCGGAAAAGAGGCCGUCCAAGAAACACUUGGCGCCGAGAAUUGGAGACAGACAUCAAGAAAAUUGGCCAUGAAUGGAAGAUCCUGGAGAAACUGGCCCAGGAUAGAGAUGCCUGGAGGUCUCUCGUAGGUGGCCUAUGCCCUUGGAGGAACCGCAGACGCCGACGAUGAUCGGUGGAUGCCCCUCAUGGACGAGAAGGCUUCAACAAUCAUUGAAAGCAAGUUUUUAAAGCUCCGAUUUUGAAUUGAUUUGAUUGGCUGGACUACGAAUAGCUCUUGAGAAGCUUUCAUUUUCAUAUAAAUUAUACAGUUCAAUAAUAAUCAAACAUUAACUAGCUUUAAUCAUUUUUGAGCUAUUUGUACCUGGGUCCCUUCAGACUAAAUGCGAUUUGUAUGUCUUUUGUGAUAAUUUAUUCAAGUUAAACUGAAGAAGUAAGUUUACAAACAUAUCCAUCCAUCCCUGUGGCGCUACAGCCCAUGUAGGGCUAUGGCCUGCCUCACCACUUCCUUCCACUCAGACCUAACUUAUGCCUUUCUUUUCCAUGCUUGGACUUUCAGCUGCUGUAGAUAUUUUUCUACAUCAUCUAUCCACCUAAGCCUUGGUCUGCCUUUGAGCCUUUUUCCUCUGGGGUAUUGGUGAUGUACCCUCUUCGUUCCUCUGUCAUUUGGCAUUCUCUCUAGGUGUCCUGCCCAGCGUAGCCUGCCUCUUUUUAUUUAUUUAUUUAUUUAUUUAGGCAUUUUUAUAUAGCGCUUAUCAUAAAGCUCUAAGCGCUUUACAAUUAUUAAAACAUGUUAAGUAAGUAAAUACAAAUGAGACACUAGGAUAGUAACUACUAUUCUAUAACGAGGACACUUUGACACUUCAGGAUCAACCCGAAACAGAAAAUGAGGUAGGGCAAGGGGGAUGCAUCACAGGUCAUAGGCGGACCUAAACAGAUGAGUUUUAAGGGACUUUUUGAAAAUGGACGAGGUUUCACUAUGACGUAUAUGGAAGGGGAGCUGGUUCCAGAACGUGGGCCCAUGGAAGCAGAAGGAGCGUUCAACGAUGGUCUUAGUUUUAGUUCUUGGGAUUGAGAGGGUUCUACUGUCAAUGGAAGAACAUAGUUGUCUUGUGGGGAUGUAAGGAAGCAACAGUUCAGAGAGAUAGACAGGAAAGUGAGGGUCAGUGAACGAGUUGAAGCAAAGAUUGGCAGACUUGUAUUUGAUGCGAGAGGAUAUUGGAAGCCAGUAUCUUUGAUUUAAAAAUGAGUCUGCAUGCUGAGUUCUGUGCCUUCUGAAGUUUUUCUAUGUGGUGUUGAGGAAUGCCUGAGAGAAGAAUGUUACAGUAGUCAAAUUUUGAAAGAAUGAGUGAAGAGACGAGAGUUUUUGUGGCAUCAAAGGAGAGGAGGUGUCUAAUGGUGCUGAUUUUUCUAAUUUCAUUAUAUGCUGAUCUGCAUAUAUUCGUGACAUGUUUCUCCAUGGAGAGGGUGUCCGUAAGCGUGACUCCAAGGUUUCUGGCAGAGGGAGAGAGUGUAAUGUCAGAGUUGCCAAUAGAUAUAGAAGAAGGAGCGAAUGGAGGGAGAGGUUUGUUUUGAGAGUGGAUGAGAAGGAUUUCCGUUUUAUCAUCAUUUAGCUUCAGUUUGUUGCAAGUCAUCCAUUGCUUUACAUCGUCCACGCACUCCUGUAUGCGAAGGAUUGUGGCAUCAAGUUGAUCAGGAAAGCAAGAGUCACUGAUUUGAGUGUCAUCAGCAAAGGAUUGACUGGAAACUGAGUGGUGGCUAAUGAGAGAUGAUAGAGGUUUAGUGUAGAGGAUGAAAAGGACCGGCCCAAGGACCGAUCCUUGAGGAACUCCAAUAGACAGGGCUGAAGGUUUGGAAGAGCGGUUGGAAAUAGAGACUUUUUGAGUUCUGUCAGAAAGAUAUGAUUGAAACCAGUUUAAAGCUGAGCCAGUAAGUCCGAAAGAAAGAUGAAGGCGGUCAAGAAGAAUCUGGUGGUCAAUGGUAUCAAAUGCAGCAGAGAGAUCUAACAGAGUGAGAAUAGAGAGUUUGCCAUCGUCCAUCGCGCGCAGGAGGUCACUCAUGACUCGGACCAGUGCUGUUUCUGUGCUAUGACCAAGUCGGUAGGCGGACUGAGAGGAAGGAUAGAGAUUGCGAGAAUGAAGAUAGCCAGAGAGCUGAGAGAGUAUGAGUUUUUCUAUGAUUUUUGAGAGAAAGGAGAGGUUGCUGACGGGGCGGUAAUUCUUGAGUGUGUUUGGAUCAAGUGAGGGUUUCUUUAGGAGGGGCAGGACAAUCGACCGUUUAAAAAUGGGAGGGAAUAUGCCAGAGAGAAUCGAAGAAUUUAUGAUGGAGGUGAGUGCUGGGAGGAGGACGUCAAGGCAUUCUACAAGCAGUGGGACGGGGAUAGGAUCGAGGGCACAAGACUUGGGAGCAGACCUGAUGAUGACUCGCCUCACCUCAUCCUCAGUCACAGGCAGAAAACUAUCAAAUGAUUCUGUCUGACUAACGUCCUCCGAGAACGGUGAGGAAGGUGUAGGGGUCGCGCUGUCUAGCUCCUCCCUGAUCAUUUGCACCCUGGUGAUGAAAAAGUCCGCAAAGGCGUCAGGGAGUUGCUCUGGUGCAAUGUCGGUAGGGAGGGUGAAAUUCUUGCUGUUGCCCAGGAGACGGUUACUAGCGCUGAACAACGCCUUGGUUGAUGCACAUGAUUCGACCUUUGAGCUCCAGUAGUCAUCCUUUGCCCUCUGUACAAUCUCUGCCACCGCAUCUUUCGCUGUCCAAAAGAUCUGUCUGUCGACACUCAGUCCAGUCUUUACCCAGCGUCUUUCUGCCACUAUCAUGGGAUCCUGAUAUAGACUGUAUAACUCCUGGUUGGUUCUUAUUCACCAUCCAUAUUCAUCCUUUGCUGGCCCAUAUAUUUUCCUGAGAACUUUCCUCUCCCAUGUCUUUAAUAGGUUUUCUGCUGUUUUUGUUAGGGUCCAAGUUUCACUUGCAUAUGUUACAACUGGUCUGAUCACAGUUUUAUAAAUAGUUUUUUUUGUUUAUCUUGUAAUUUUUUACUUUUGAGUAUUUUCUGACUACUGAAGUAUGCUCUGUUUCCGGCUGAUAUCCUUUCUUUUAUUUCUGUUAGUAAUUCGUUUCUUUCAUUUAACAAGGAUCCUAGGUAUUUGAAUUGAUUUACUUUUUCAAAAGUUUGGUUUCUAAUUUUAAUUGUUUCAUCUGUUUGUUCCUCUCUUAUCAUGGUCAUGUAUUUUGUUUUUUGGUUGUUAACUUCCAGCCCUGCUUGUAAAGAUGCGUCUUCUAAUUCAAUAAAGGAUUUUGAUAUGUCUUUUAUACUUUUCCCUAGAAGUGCUAUGUCAUCAGCAUAUGCAAGAUACUGAAGUGGUUGGUUGUAGAGUGUGCCCGUUGGUUGUGGGUCUUGAGUUUCCCUCAGAAAGUAUCCUGUUAUCGUUCCUCGAGUGUCAAUGUGUAUGUUUCUAAUAACUCUCUCUAAUGUUAGGUUAAAGAGCAUACAAGACAGUGAGUCUCCCUGUCUUAGGCCUCGUCUAAUAUGAAAUUCCCUUGAAUAUUCUCCUUGAAUCUUGAUUUUGCUUUUUGAGUUGUUUAGUGUUACAUAAAAUUAGCCUUGUCAGUUUGUUAGGUAUCCCAAACUCCUGCAGAGUGUCAUAUAAAUAGUUUCUUUUGAUGCUGUCAUAGGCCAUUUUAUAGUCUACAUAGAGUUGAUGUACUGGUAUAUUAUAUUCAUAGCAUUUCUCUAAUAGGCAUUUGAUGGUGAAAAUCUGAUCAGUCGUUGAUCUUUUAGGUCUGAAUUCACAUUGGUAAUCACCAAGUAUUUCUUCAAUGUAAGGUUGUAAGUCUUUUUACAAACAUAUAAUCCAUUCAAUUAUCUUUCAUUUGAAACCAAAUUUUGCCUACAAACCCAGCAAUAAUAUUUUAAAUAGUUUUAAUCCCAACCUCUCACUUCCGGGUCCAAAUUGCCACUUUGAGCUUAAAAAUGACAACUAAUAACUAUUAAUGUUUCAGUUGUAUGGCCUGCGCCAGAAAAUUCUAUUGAUUGUAGCUUCACAUAAUACUGCAUAGAUUGUAUUGUAAAUGUCACCUUAAAAUUUGAGCCCUCUGUCUUUAAUACUUAUUAAUAGCAAAUAAAAACUAAAAACAAAAUAGUUCAGAUGAAUAAUAAUUUGAUCACAGUUUUCAGAAUUAAAAACAAAGCCAAACAGUGGGGGAAAUAAAUUACUGAAAUUUCAUCUAAAUGAUGGAGUGAUAAUCUUGUUGUCUUUGGAAAGCUGAAAGCCAGCCCUUUCCAAUGAUUAUGCUGUUUGUGUAUCAGAUGUAUUUGAAAAUUUGAGUACUCAACAGGGUCGGUUUAGUACCCCUCAGACACUGUCAGGUGGUCGACUGUAGUUUGAGAAAAAUAUAUGAAUUCCUAUGCACACUACACAUAUCUUAUUUAAAGUUAAAAAACGGGUUAAAAAAUACAAUAUUUAAAGAUAAACUUAAUGGGAAGUAUGGACCUGCUUUGGUAAUUGAGAUGAUAAAUAAUCGGUUCAAUAUUUGUAGCUGCUACCCAUAUACCUUAUAGCUAACCAGUCAAGCCAGGUUUAGAACCCCUGGUGGGCCAGAUCUGGAGGACCCCUGCUCUAAACUAAGAGGCAGUACAACCUUUAAAUUAUUUUAAAAAUUGUAGCCUACUAUCAAGGCAAAAACUAUCAUUUAUUUAGUCCCAGCUAUCUUUUGUCAUUUACUGGGACCAGAGUUGUCACGCACCAAUAUAUGGCUUUGCAAAUUUAAUCAGUUCUAAGACUUGGUUUGUUUGUUGCACAAUACGUAACAAAGGACUGUUUAGUAAUUCAGAAAAAAUGUUUCUUAGCUGGGAAAACUGCCAGCUUAUUUAUAGGGAGGGUGUUAGAACCCCAGAAAAGACAUACUAGAAAUUGCAUCACCCAAUAACAUUCUUAAGAAAAAUUUAGAAUGUAUUCAAACAUAAACAAACCUUUUCCCAAUCAAGUGAGGGUGGGGUUGUUACAGAGCUACACAUUUAAUCGGUGAGAUCAAUAUUAAAAAAAGGUGUAGACAAGCGGUGGUCGCCACAACACUAUGUUGAAGUAAAAUUAGGUCAACACACAUGCUAUAAAAGUGUCAUCGCAUGACUUUUGCAGUCUCAUUGCUACUUUUCAGUUUUGACUUAAUUGUGCCCCAUAUAUUCAAGUUUUACAAUUUACAUUUUUUUCAACAUCCCAUCUUUUGAUCCUUUACACAUCCAAGGCCCCCUGGGGCCACAGGGGUUACAGGGUCCAUGUGACCACUCUGAAAGUGACAUUUGUGGUCUAUACAGAAAGCUCUUCUGUCAUUGAGGCGUUUAAAAAAAUGUUCAAAUUGUGUUGAUACGGUAGUAUUAAUCACGAACAAAUUAAUUUAUUUCCAAUUCUUAUCAAACUUGACUAUAAAAAUAAUAUUUUACUAAAUAAUUAUCGGAAUACGCUUUCAUUUUGUUCAUCCAACUGACAAUGAUAUUUAUUGUUGCCAUUGAAGUGGAGCUGGCAAUUUUUAUUAAAAACACUCAAAUAUGAUCACUGUUUAUUUACCUUAAAUUAACAGCACUAAAAUAUAUUUCCCUUUCGAGUGAUCUCAAGUAAAUCUUUUAAUUUGAAAUUUACAACCAUCUCUAAUUCCAAAAAGAAAUUCUGUGUUAAUUUUGAAACACAAAACUGCACUACCUACUUUAUUAUUAUUGGCUAUUCGUUACAGUAUUGAUCACAUACACAAAUUAGGACUAUAGAAGGUCUAUAAUUCAAUGAUUAUUUUUGCCUACAAAUUGGCUUAUUUUAUUUAAAUUUUAUGUACCCGGUAUUUUAAAAAAAUGGAAACAUAGCUGUAUAAAAUUGCAGUCUUUUGUUGGUUUUACAUCCGCUUUUAUCUUAAUUUAAUUUUUAGGAUAUAAACUCACCAGAUGUUUUUGAAUCAAGUGAUCUGCCUGAAGCUGAACAGAAUUUUGCCCCUCAGACAGUAAGUAAUGAGACCACCCUGCCAAUGUUAUUUUUGCUUGCUAUUAAAACAGGGCAUUUUGAUAGACAUUUAUAUGAUGUUUUUAAAUGAAAAUAUCGGAAUUAGGCUUCAAAUUAGGCUUAGAAAUAAUGUUUUUCCUGUUUGUUACAGGAGGAAUUUGAGAGUGAUAAUGUUGAACGUGUGAACAUUAAUACUGAUGCUGCCUUUAAAGCUUUUAAAGGAAAAUCAGUUGCAACUGGAACCCUAGGUAAAAUUAAAUUUUAUUUACCUUUCUUUUUACUUCUACAAGGUAAAAUUUUAAAUUCGUUGCUCUGUCUUUAAAUGCAAAUUCUUUUCUUCCCAAUAAUCAUUUAGUCCAUAAAUGCUUCUUUUAACACAGACUUUUCAGAUAGUAUUGGAAAAUCAAGAAGAAUUGGAUAUUUUACGGAUAGAACUGAAUAUGAACUGGUAAGAAUAAAUUAUGUACUUUGAAUAUCAGUUGAUAUAGUUUAUAUUUAGUUGGUUUUUUUUUGAACAUUAAAAUGUUAACUUUUUGUUUUCUGCUAAAUUAAAUACAGACCUUUACUUCUUAACAUUGUAGUUGUUAACUACAAUUUUAAUACGAUAAUAAAUUGAAAAUAACCUAAAAUGAUAAUUAUAUAUAAAUCAGUAAUAAAAAUCAAAUAUUUUCUAGUUCUACAAGUAUACAAAAAUAUAUUUGUGAUAGUUAAUUUAGAAAUAAAUUUAGGAUACAUUUACACUUUUUUCCUGUAAAUAAAUUGCAUUUUAAUAUCAAUCAUGCAUAAUUAGCUCCAUUUAGAAAAUAAUGAUUUUAAAAAAAAAUUAUCAAAUAUAAUAAAGUAUAAACAUGUUUAUAUAGUUCCAUAACUAUUUAAAAAAUGAUUGAAAAAUUACAGAAGUGUAGUUUGAGCAAAUCAUUUUUAUUGUAAAGUAGUUUGAGCAAAUCAUUUUUAUUGUUAAGUGCCAACUAUAUUUCAUAUUACUGCAGACCAUAAAUGACAGUAUGCUUUUUUUGUUCAAUAUUUUAGGGAGAAGGAGAGAGUAAGCAAGAAACUCUUCAACAAAAGUUUCAAAGAAUACAGCAUGAGCUAAGGGAACUGGCAGAUGAAGUUGGGAAAAUUAAGGUUCAAGUGUUGUUCUAGUUUAUUUAAUUUCUGGGAACAAAGUAACUUCCCUCAGUAUUGGUUUAUUGUGAAUUGUAUAAGUUUAAAUAUCCUUUAUGAUUUAUAGAUUGAAUUGAUAUUAAUUUACUUUGUGACUUAAAUUACAAGCACCUUUCUUACACCAUCUGUUGUUUUACUCCAUUCAUGUCUAUUUUCUCCAGGAAAAUGUUAAGGAAGCAGGCUCAGGUGAAGGUUUAUCACCUGUUGAUCUAGGAAAGCAACUAGAAUAUCUUCAGCAUCAACUUGCAGAUCUUCAUUUAGAGAAACUCUUGGGUCCAGAGGCUCAUGUAGACCUGUCUGAUCCCCAGGGGGCCUUAAAGAAGUAAGCCUAAGAAGUAACAUACAUUUUCAUGAAAUUUAAUUAUUUUUUUUCAUUUACAGGUCAUGAAACUUGAAAAAUAGGAUUUUUUAUUUUACUUUAUAUUCCAAGAGAUAAAACUUACCCAUAAAUUAACUUUGUAUAUUUUAUAGGUGAGAAAGACUAACAGUUUUUCAGGCCUUUUAAGGGCAAAUAUUUGAGGAUAAAUAUUUUAAAUAAAGAUUAUAUUUCUCCAUAGGAGACUUUUAACCCAAAUAGAGAGCUUUAAGCCAGGAAGUGAUGUAAAAGGAAAAGAGAAAGAGCCAGUUGGCAGCAAGGAUAAAGACUGUGUAUUGUAUGAGCUUUACUACAGACCAGAACAAUCACAGUUUAGUAAAAAUGCAAAGGUAUUGAUUUAUUUUUGCUUCAACAGUUAAUUUGCUGCACCUAAUCAAUCGUUGUUUUAUUUAUUGAAACUGUUUAAAGAUCACAUUAUAAGUUAUGCAUUUAGAUUAAGAAAAAAAGUUUAAGACACCCCAUUCAAAUAUUUCGCUUAGCUUUCAGUUUAAAAAAAUAAUUUUCAGUUAUCAUGUCACCCUUUUUUUUUUUAUGCAUAUUUUUUAUUUUCUUAUAUUUUAACCAUCCUUUUGAAAUCAUUUUAAACCAUUAAAAUUAUGCCUUAAUUACAGCUUGCCACUCUUGAGGAAAGAUUAGAGAGGCUGGAAAAUGUGAUAGGCAGGAGUUUUGAUAAAAUGGUAAAGCUCUUGUUUGAGCCAAAAAAUAGGAUAAAAUGUUGGUAACAAAUGCAUUGUAAUAUCCGUGACAAUUUACUUAACAAUAUUUGAUUUAUUAUUUGCAAGUAGGAAUAACAUAUUGAUACCAGUAGCAACCAACUUAAAAAAUUUUGAAAAUAUAGUCUGUCUCAUAUAAGUACGAUGUAGUUAUUGGUACUACAUUUUAUUAAGUUAUCUUUUUUUCAUUUCAGAAUGUACUCACUGCCGACAGUGAAAACAAAUCCUUAAUUGUGAGUAUUUGUUUUCUUCACUUUUAAAGUAAUUUAAUAAAAGUUAAAUAUUAAAAAAUAUAUUCCUUUUUUAAAUGCCAGAAAGUUCUAUUAAUAAAGUACAUUAUUUUGAAUAAUAUAUCAGGAACACUGCGUACAAGCCGUGUGAAGUAAAUAAAUAGUCAAACAAGAUAUCUUUAGGCUUGAGAAGAAAAGACAGAACAAUUAAAAGGGUCUUCGUUAUGAAAACAAUACAUAUAAAGAAAUAACAGCUCAAUAUAAAUUAAAAUAAACCUAUGAGUUCGAAAAUCUCAAUAAAGUCUUGAACUAGAAACGCUUCUAAAUAUUUAGCUACAUUGACUUUGAAAUUUUCACUCUUCAUGCAUAUAUUUUUUUAAUUUUCUUAAAAUGAAUUGGAAAUAUUGCUUAAAAAACACAUAUAAAAUUAAUAACUAUUUCUUUUUAAAAAUAAUUUGCACAGCCAAUUGGUUGUGCUUUUGUCAACUUAUCCACCAUCUUGACAAUACUUUCAAAUGUCUGAUACAUGAUGACGUCUCAACUAAGGAAAAUAUUUGUUGUCUUUUUUUUUGUGCACACAGGGAGCUGUGGCAACAUUGAAUUCCAAACUCUCCUUGCUAGAUGCCUCAAAUACUGAGACAGUGGAGGCAAGACUCAAUGCUGUGCUGCAAAAGAUGCAGCAAAUAGCAGAGAAAAAAGAGAAGGAACCACAAGCUGAUCCUGAUAAACAAAAAAGGGUGAGUUUUCAGAUAAUUGCAUCUUUUUAUUCUGUUAUCUAAUUUGUAAGGGUGUCUACUGAGGUGGUGAAAUAAUCUCAGUGAUAAAUUUUAUGUGUGGAAGGACCAAAAAGUUUGUUCUGAGUUCAUUGUGGAAUAGCUAGAGACUGUGAUGCCCAGGACACUCCUUGACUCGGUCACCCCUAAUUCACAAAAUAUUUUUAAAAAUAAGCAGUUUUAUGUAUUUUUAAUGUCCACAUGGAAAAAAGUAAAAGGGUAAUAAGGGGAGAGACUGCAAUCAGGUUAGCACAAUAUAAAAUGAGUAAAACAAAGUGGCACUAAUCAUUUGCUGCCCACAGAUAUUACCCCUAAGCCAAGUGCAAUUUUUUAUUUCUAUACUCUUUUUUUCUGUUGUUUUGUUCGCUGACAAAGGCUUCCUGCUGACAAGUGUCUGGGUGUAUUAAUGUGAAAUGAAAAAUUUAUAAUUAAUAUUAUUAUAUUUUAUUUACAGACAUUCUAUUAAAACAUUUGUUUGAACUCUUAGAUAUCAGAACUUUAUGACAUUGUGAAGAAAUGGGAAGGAACUGCUGAAACUUUACCACAAGUUGUGGACAGACUGAUUUCCCUCAAAGAACUUCAUGAACAAGGUUUGGAAACUUUAGUUAGUUAUAAAAAUAACACUACAAAAGUAUCUUUGAAAGUUUUUAUUCCUUACCUAGCAGUUAUAUUUAUUCUUUGAUGAUAAAAACCUGUUUCUAAUGACACCCACAGCACUGCAAUUCAGCCAAGCCCUAUCAUAUUUAGACACAGCCCAACAGGAGCUUAAGGCAAGCAUCACCGCACAUAGUGACAUGCAGAAACAGGUAAGUGAUGGAAACUUUUUUGUUUUUGAAUUGUAUGAUGCCAAUGAUAGCUUGAAUAUGCUUUUCUGUUAUAAUUGCUAUGAAUCCUAAUCAAGUACAAUAUAUCAUCUCUUAUGUAUAUAUUACCAGACAUGUUUACCCUCAAACUCUUAAAAUCGUACAAUAUCAUCACAAAAUUGUUCAUUACAUUAUCAUAGUAGUAAAAAUAAACAUACAGUAUAUAUAACGUAUACACCUCAAAAUCGUACAUUGUACGCCAAAAUCGUAAGAGUAAACAGGUCUGUAUUAUUCUUCUGGUGUGACUGUGGACUGCUUCCUAAUGGACUGCUUGCUAAUCAGCGAAUUUGGUGUUGAGAGUAUAUUACAAAUUACUCUAAAUGUUUGAAAGAAAGUAUGAGUUCAAUAGCGCAUAAAUUAUAAUUCCUGUUAACUACUCUAAAUCAUUUUUUUAAUGUAUAUAACGCAACUGCUAUGGGCGCGUAACAUUUUCUUUUCACAAAAUGAAAUCGUCUGAAUUUAAACACGGUGUAAAAAUAUUCACUUUAAAAGUGGUUGGGACAUCAGAAUAUUUAAUAUAGUUCAUGGGCGUGAAAUAAAAAGUGUUCAAUGAUGUAUCUUGGAGGGAAGGGGUGUAGCAAAAAUUAGGAUUCUUAAAUGUGCGUUACUUGAGUUCAUGUUUUGUCAAGUGACUUUAGUAGCUGGGAAGUUAACGCAUUGCUUUCGCCAUUGUUUUGUGGGCUAUAACUAGUGAUUUGAAUAUUACUGCAGACAUAAAUGUUUAAACAUAGUUUUGAGUUUCCAAAACUUUUAAGUAUCCAGAAUGUUUCACAUUUCUUCACUGUUGGUGGUAGCCAAAAGGUAUAUAUUAACAAGGAAGUCUCAGUAAUGAACUUGUGCAUAGAUUUUCUUAAUUAUAGCUAAAAUAAAUAUCAAGAAGGUUUAGCAAUUAAUGAAGAAUGGCCAACAACCUGUGUAUCACUCUUAUAAGUGUUCUCACAAUCUACGCUUUUUUCCACAGCUAGAAACAAGCCUUGAGGAGAACAAUAAAAUAGUACGCCAGAAUGUGGAAAGCAUUGGCAAACGCCUUGACAGUAUCAAGAAGUCCUAAAUAUAAAAGUCUUGUUUUCCCAAAAUCAUUAGUCUCUUAUUUCUAAAUAUAAAAGUCUCGUUUUCCCCAAAUCAUUAGUCUCCAUUAUUUAAAUGUAGUUAAUUUAUUUAUUUUAAUAAAACAAAAAUCUUUAUGCAUUUUUUGGUUUGUUCUGUUGAAAAUAGGAUUAGAUAUUUCAAGCUUUCUACUUUUAUUAUAAAUUAAAUGGGUAUUUACUUGGAAGGACUGGUUACUUAUCAUAUAAUAAAUUGUUCGCAAUUUAUAGGACUUAAAAAACAAAAUGUUUUAUCUUAUAUUAUAUAUAUGCUAUAUGAUGAGCUAAUUGAUUAUUUUUGUUCUUAAACCUCACAUAGUUCAAUAACAAUUUUAAAAAAACACGGUUGUUUGAACAAAAUAUGCAUUAUAUUUGUAGCAAAUUUAUGCUGCUAUCGUCUUGUGCAAUUCUUUUUGUGCUUUUGUCUUAUGUGUUAUUGUAGGAAAUAUUUGUAUUUAAAUUUAAUAUGUAAAAACUAGUCGCACUACAUAUUGAUUUAUUGCAAAGGCUUUUUCCACUGUAGCAAUAAUUUAAACAAUUAAAAAUAAAUUAAAACAGAUUAUAAGAGAUAGUUAUUAUUUACUGAAUUUAUUGUCAUAGGUUUUUGAAUUUUUUUCUCCAAAUCUAUAGAUAUUUGUAAAUCAAUUAAAAAAGAUUAUAUUUACAUUUAAAUUUUAAGCAUACAUGAACUGUUUUGUCAACUUGACCAUGUUGUACUUCAUGAAACAUUUAUAAGUUCUCUUAAACUUAAAUUCAGAACAUUGAUUUGUUUAAAAUGAAAACCUUUUUUAAGGUAUUAUUAAGGAAACAUGUACUGGUACUUAACCCUCUUGAGACGAAGCCUUUUUGGACUAAUCUUUGUCAAAGAGACUGAACCUUUUUCACAAGCCCAGUACUUUCUUCGCAAAAAAAAAAUGUACAAAAAAUAAAAUAAUUACUUUACAAAUAUAAAUCUAUUUAUAUUAUCUGAGGAAAAGGACAAAUAAAUGGAAUCAAAUGGAAAUCUCAAAAUUUAUACAAAUGUGAUGUCAUGAUCUUAAAAUUUAUACAUGCAAUUUUUGUUACUCUGUCUAACUUGUAGAAUUUUGGGGCAUUGUCCAAGUAUUGAAGUUGAAGCAUAAAUAAGUCCUAACAAACAUUUGAAUGAGAUUCAAUGUGGAAAAACUGCAUAAAAAAUUCCACUGCGAGUGCUUAUGCUGAAUAGCACAUGCCUAGGACAUAUUUUUAAAGCAUGAGUCACAUCUGUAAAUAGAAGCCACCAUUUAAAUAAGAUGAGCAAGAAAUAGAGAAGCAAUCUGAUUAGCUGGUAGGAAGACCAGCCAGCCAAUCUUGAGGCUUGUAUUAUUGGCUUCAUAUUUUUCAAAUUGAUUCCAGUCGUUUCAAGAGGGUUACAAUAAUAAUAACAAUGAGAUCAAAUAUCUUCUUUUUUUUUUUUUUUUUUAAAGAGUGCUGUACAUGAAAUUUUCUUUAAAUUUUAAUUAUGAUUCUUCUUACUUUAUUUUUUUCUUUUUAGUAAAUUUCAUCCAUGUGGAAUAUUGUUUAGGUCAAAGUAAUAUGUUGUGGUCCCGUUAUCAGCAUUGUGUUAAAAACAGUGUAUAGCCUGUAUUGAAACAUUACUUGACUUGUCAGGCUGUGUCUAAUUUUUGUGUUUACUGCUAUACAUGAGAGAAAUGGGAUUUCCUUUCUGAUAUUUGCUUAAAACCUCAUUAUUUAAAUCAUUUUUUGUUUGUUUUUGUGAAUGCCAUUAGAAAGAGAUAAACCAGCAUAAAAACUAGAUAUCAAAAAGGAAUUCCUUAGCCAAACAAAACAAACUCUUUUGUGAACACUAGCAAAGGUAAUGAACUACUUGAAGACUAAGCUGUUUUUAGAAAGUUAAUUAGAAAUCGUAAACACAGGAAAUAAAAUGUAAUUUUCAUUUGGCUUUUAAUUUAAUUUCACUUAAUUAAUAGUGGUAAAAAAAAUUCUAAACUUGCUGUGAUUUGUGCAAUAGCUUGGGGAUAGUAUAGUAAUAAUCUUUUGGCAAAUACCUUUGCCUUUUUUUUUACAUUUUAAAAUACCUUGUAAAAUAGGCAUGGUAGAUUUUGCAUUCCUAGGGCACUUUUGGUAACUUGAAUUAUUAUUAUUAAUCCCAUAUAUAUAAGAAUAAGUAGUAAAAUUUGCACAUCUCUGGCAGAGUGGAAUAUAAGAAAAGACAUUAUGAAUGUCAUGAUAUAAAAAAAACAGUGUUUUGAUUCACAAUUGGUUUUUAAAUGCUGGAAUUGGAAUUUAAAAAAAAGCUUUGUUCAGAGACUGGUUUGUUGUUACUUGUAUUGCAACAAUUUAUUUAGAGGCCUGCUUGCAGUUUGAUAUGGA